Molecule: messenger RNA, 1270 nt
Organism: Chironomus riparius
Lineage: Eukaryota; Metazoa; Arthropoda; Insecta; Diptera; Chironomidae
Source: the annotation of a GenBank genome assembly
AGCACACAAUGGCACUGAAAGGCUUAAAAGUGAUAGAAAUGGCUGGACUAGCACCAGUUCCAAUGUGUGGCAUGAUUUUAGCAGAUUUUGGAGCUCAAGUGACUAGAAUUGACAAGACCCUCAACUCCAACCUGGACGUCCUUCAAGGCGGCAAACGAACAAUCGCACUUAACCUCAAAAAAUCAAAAGCAACAGAAAUUGUCAGAAAAAUUUGUAAAGUCUCUGACGUGAUUAUUGAGCCAUUCCGUCCAGGUGUGAUGGAGAAACUUGGACUUGGACCUGAAGUUUUAAUUAAAGACAAUCCAAGGCUGAUUUAUGCUCGUCUAACUGGUUACGGUGCUGAUGGUCGUGGACUUUAUGGCAAUCGUGCUGGACAUGAUAUCAAUUACAUAGCAACAUCUGGAGUGUUAAGCAUGUUUGGACGAAAAGGUAAGAAUCCACAGGCGCCAGUCAAUUUUGCAGCUGAUUUUGCUGGUGGUGGACUUCUUUGUGCCUUUGGAAUUUGCACAGCACUUUUGGAACGUGAAAGGUCUGGAAAAGGACAAGUUGUGGACUCGGCAAUGGUUGAAGGAAGUGCUUAUGUAGCCAGUUGGAUGUUUAGGUCACGAGAACUUCCAGUUUGGGGCAAUUCAAGAGGUGAAAAUGUCCUCGAUGGUGCUGCUCACUUUUAUGAAACUUAUGAGACAAAAGAUGGAAAAUUUAUGGCUGUUGGUGCUCUUGAGUCUCAAUUCUAUGCCUUAUUGCUUGAAGGACUAGGGCUGACUGAGGAUCAAGCACCCCAUUUUGGGAAUUUUGAGGAAUCAAAGAAACUUUUUACAAACAUUUUCAAAUCCAAAACACAAGCUGAAUGGUGUGAAAUAUUUGAUGGAGUUGAUGCCUGCGUCACUCCAGUUGUAGACUGGCAAGAUGCUCCAAAUCAUCCGCACAACAAAGACAGAGGAGUUUUUAGACAAAAGACUGAUGAGAGUGACCCAGCUGUGCCUAAUCCAGCACCAAAGUUGAGUAGAACACCAGCAACAUCACAAUAUGGAGUUGGAGUUGAUUGCGACUAUGUUGAGGUGGCUGUUGAGGUUAUGAAGGAGAUUGGGGUGGGGAAGGAAGAGAUGAAAGGUUUGAUUGAUGAAAGAGUGUUGAUUUUGGAUGGAAGGUCUAAGCUGUAGAGAUAAAUGUGGUAUUUUAGGUACUUAUUAUCCUGAACCUUAUCAUUGGUCACUACAGUGGGACUAGUGUUGUUAAAUAAAGUGGAAUCAGGAACAAAAGACAUCGAGAA